UUAAAGUACUAAUACAUAGUAGAAGUGCUCAUAAUUAAUUUUCAACUUGCCUAUCUUGCAAGUACUAAUACACGUCCUGUGUUUUAUUUGGAACAACUUGCCUAUCUUGCAAUUACCCUCUUCUCUGUUCUUAUAUGAGAGUGUUCUUUAACUUCUCCUAUGAUGGAAAUUAGAGGACCGCUACCGGCAAUGUGGACUUUAUGUGCGGUUGGGAUUUUGAAUUAAUAUGUCAGAGAGGUUUCAUGAAAUUGGAAUUCUCAUCUCAAAACCUGUCUCUCCUCAAUUGGAGCAAGCCUGGCAAGUACCAUCUUCUGGUCCGACCGAGGUGCGGAUGUCAUGGAAGGGCCGGCAAUUCAUCGGGAAGAAAACGUCGAGAGGAAGAUGGGAGGCGGCCGGAACUUGACCAGCCGUCAGGAAUAUCGUCGGCCGACCAGUAUUCAGGUCAUCAUAGGAAGCUGGGGGACAGAGUUCCACGACUUGAGAUUAUGGGAAAAUCAACGGUUGGACGGGCGAUUAGCAACCUGCCACCCGCCACCCACACAGAGAAAUCCAACUCCGGCCACUUCUUUGCCUACCCACCACCGUCUAUGAUUCCAAUGAUAUGCUCGGCAAGGGAAACCACUUGUGUAGCCGCUAGUCAAUUUACGUCGGUAGACCAAGGGAGAUUGAAGAGAAGAAUCGGGCGGAAAAAGUCGGCGGGCCAUAGGAGGCUUAUGCUACACCCGUGCAUAGCCUACUGGACCCCUUAAGCAAGAUAGACACUUUAUAUGUUCUAAUAAUUAACACCUACUUCAAAUUAAGAUGCUAUUAUAUGGGAUUUUUCCAGAAAUAGCACCUUUAAAGAAAAUUACAAAAAUAGCACGCACUCAAAAAUAUUUACAAAAAUAGCACCCUUUUUUAUGGACCACAUGCACCUCCAAGGUGCGUUUUAUAUGUAAACCGCAGUUGGAGGGUGAGGUUUAUUAUCCUGGGCCAAAACCACAUCUUGGCCAUGCGGUUUCAGGUCUGACCUACAUAAAUCGCAUGGCCUAGG
Molecule: messenger RNA, 1033 nt
Organism: Linum trigynum
Lineage: Eukaryota; Viridiplantae; Streptophyta; Magnoliopsida; Malpighiales; Linaceae
Source: the annotation of a GenBank genome assembly